This is a messenger RNA of Varroa destructor (honeybee mite), 19394 nucleotides long. RefSeq names its product metabotropic glutamate receptor 2-like. Gene Ontology annotation, molecular function: G protein-coupled receptor activity. Gene Ontology annotation, biological process: G protein-coupled receptor signaling pathway. Lineage: Eukaryota; Metazoa; Arthropoda; Arachnida; Mesostigmata; Varroidae. Gene Ontology annotation, cellular component: membrane. The record is from RefSeq and is a predicted model, not a curated record.
AGCACGAAACACGAGCAACGAUGGAUAAGAAUCGGCCGGCGACUUGUUGUUGUCCUCGCUGUUAGUAACCUGGCGUUUCGUCAUUGUAAUGCUGUGUGAUUGCCUUUAUGCCGGUAAUAUAGUGGAAAAGCUGACUGUUAAGUACCAACUAGUUUCGUAGCUGGAGAAGUUCGAUAGCGAACAAACGCUAUCUCGUAAACGAGUAUCUUGAAAAGUUUUCGUAUUUCCAGAGUUUUGGCACGAGCCGAUUACAGUGGUGUUAAACGAAGAUGGGCUGCGUUUGUAGAAAUAGAAAUAAAUCAAUAGCAACAAAGCUGUUGUGCUUUUAAUGGACAAUACACUUUUUACAUGCGUUUACGGACAGUGGUGUUAAUAAUAGUGGUUACUGAUUGAAAAAAAAGGAUUGAUUCGUUCAAAUAGUGAGGUGUAUUCUAUCGUAUAGUGACACUGCGACAUAUUCACCGUGAUACGAAUGUAGCAAAAGAAUUGUGUGCAGUAUUACUUCAUUCUACUAGCGAUGACGGCUAACUAGCGCCCCUGCGGAUACACCAAACAAGCGGUUGUCAACAUUUAUUUAUUAUUGUGGAUUAAAGUUUUCAAUUAUUACUGUAACGUCAGUGAUUUUGACGUCGCGUCGAAUUGUUAUCGGCCAUUUAUUUACGUCUGUGUUACAUGGUGUGUUCUAGUCUACAGACAGUGCCAAAUCGCCUGCAGACACCCAAGCUAUAGCUGCCGUUGACACUGCUGUACCAUAUCAAUGCCACGUAGUCCCUUUCUUCAAUACUUGUAAAUAAAACAAACGUUAGCAUAUGGGUACAUCCUAACGUUACAGCUAUCUUCUCCUAUAGCAGCUUAUGGACAAGGCGUCAUAUGGUCCAGUAACACCCGAGAAGUCGCACACGUGAGUUGCUGAUAGGGAGCAGACAAAUGAAGGUCCGGAAAAAUCGCGCAGUACUAUUUGCGAGUCUAUUCAUUAGCAACGUUUGUCAAAUUCUAGCUAGUAAAAAUAAGCGACUUAUGUGAAUGCGGUCGCGCACUUUCUCAUUUCUCCUUUAUCUUUUACCACUACUGACAUAGCGUAGUAUCUGGGCUUGCGCCAAUGCUGUUCUGCUAGUUUUUUAGUGCCACCGUAAAAGGCCCCUCCCCACGUUCAGAUAAAUAGUAUUGGUUGACAUACCGGGCAAUUCUAAAGAUAGCUUCCAUGUGUAGACGUGUGUUAUGGCAAUUGUCUUUUCGCAUCGAAUUUUUUUUUGCCCUAUAGUGUGUCGUUGUCGGCGCAUACGUCCAUUUUCCUCUUGCAGUUGACCUUAGCACAACGAAUACUGCCUGUUACCGUAUAGAGUUUCCAGUGCGUGGGAUGCGCGCUCGGAGGUGUGCCUUAGCGCCGUGUGCUUCCGAGCCUGGACUGUCCGGCCGGUCGGUUUCCAAGUGGAUGCAGUGUUGGUACUCAAUGUCGCUUAGCAAGCCUUGACCACAUGGCGCAAGUGACGAGUGUGCUUAGAACAGUAGCAGCAGUAACAGCGUCAGCAGCAAUGUUUGACAUUGACCAGGGUACCAGUUACGCGCCGUCGCCCAUGCGCUACAAUCAUCGUCGUAACUUUUCCACGCCUCUGGCCCACGAUUAUAACACGAUUAUAGCCAUCGCCACAGGUACGAGCAGCGCAAUUUCGAAUCGAUUCGUUAACCUCAUAAUGAUGAUGGUGACGGGGUCCACAACAACAACGAAGGGGAACAAGCGGGUUACGAUCAGCACUAACGGCACCACAAACACGAGCCGACACCAUGGAGCCCGAAGCAGCAGCGGCAGUAGCAGUGGUGGCGGAGCUUGGACCCGUCCGCUGCUAUGGCCGUAAGCGCCUCGUCACCGCGUGAGCGGGUCGAUGGCGUCAACGGCACUUGCGUAUACACGGCGCUCGAGGCCCGUUCUGCCCAAAAUUCCCAAUUACAACAACAGCGAUGACAACAAGGGGCAAAGGCAGCGAUCCCAUCAUCAAAAAUUGCGACGAAACGAACCAAAGCAAACACAGCAGUUGGAACAACGGCGCAAGGUGCCAGAUCCGACUCGGUCGUUUCCUCGGUCGACCGCAGCUCAUUGCCAAGAACCGUUAUUAGCAAAGCCUCCGCUACCAAGCAUUGGUUUUGCGUUAAAGAGUCGUGUUUGUCACUUCUCGGCUGGUGGCAGCAGUCUCAAAGGCAGCAUCGACGGACGCUUCGGUACAGCCCGUUCCCAAUGUCACGCGCGAUCACCGAACCGAUCAUGGCUGCGGCCAGCCUUGUUAACAACCGUUGCUUUCCGAGGCUAUCAUCGAUUGAUUGUCGUUCAUGCAUUUGUCGUUGCUGUUGUGGCGCUGGCAUCAGCGGUAGGGUCCGUAGCCGGCAGCCAUCUAACGGGUGGAGGUUCGGGUGCUGGCGGGGGCGCCGGUAUGAAUCACCAUCACCACAGGCGCUUCGACGAUACAGUGCAGGGUUUGAACAUUCUCAAUCACCAGCUGAACCAUCCGUCGUUCAGCGGAGGCAAUUGUGGAACUGCUGCAGUUCACAUGGCAUCGCCAGGUGGCGUAGGCAGCGUAGUGACAAUGGCCGGAAGCAUCAGCUCGUCCGGGUCGUUGUCCAUCGGAAAAAGCCCGCUCAACGCCAAAAGCCCGGCUGGAGGUCGCACCGCGCGUUUUGCUCAGUCGCUACCAACCGGCGGACUUGUGAGCAGAGCCAGCAGUGGCGCAAAUGGUGUCGGAAGCGGGGGUCGGACGGCGUUCAAACGUAAGAAAAAUAGCACAAGCGUAAAUCGGGCAGGAGAUGGAACGGACUCAAACUCGUUCAGUGGGGGUGCCAGCAGCAGCGGACUCGGUAAUCUUACCUGGCCCCUCAAGCGGGUCGCUCAUCGAAAAGGCGAAGUAAUGUUAGGCGCUCUAAUGAUGGUGCAUGAAAGGCAUGCAAACUGGACGUGCGGGCCAAUUAUGCCACAAGGUGGUAUUCAAGCGCUCGAGUGUAUGCUAUUCACUAUUGACUACGUGAACCGUCAGGAAUGGAUGCCAUCGAACGUGUCUUUUGGCUACUACAUACUCGACGAUUGUGACUCGGACACUUAUGGUCUGGAGCAGGCCGUCGAUUUCAUCAAAGGCUCGUUUGGCAAACUUCAUAAUAGCAAUGAACAGAUCACGUGCUCACAAACGCACAAAGACUCAACGGACGGGUCCCAGGGUUCCAGUAGUGCGUUUGGCGGGAUGACGUCUACGAAGUCGGCGGAGUCGUCCGUUGACGUUAUCUCAGGCGUUCUCGGAGCUGCAUCAUCCGUAACUUCUAUACAGGUAGCUAAUCUGUUGCGCCUGUUUCGUAUUCCACAAAUUUCGUUCUUUUCGACGAGUCCUGAACUAUCAAAUAAGCAGCGGUUCGAGUAUUUCUUACGAACAGUGCCAUCGGACCGUGACCAGGCAGCCGCAAUGGUUGAGAUAGUGAAACUAUUACGAUGGACCUACGUCUCAAUCGUUUACGAAGAGUCCAAUUAUGGCAUUCAGGCCUUCGCUGUGCUUGAAAGCCUUCUCGCACAAGAAGGAAUCUGCAUCGCCGCCAAGGAAAAGCUCACUAAGGAUUCCGGACAAGGUAAUGCUGGGGCAUAUGAUCAAAUCGUCGAGCGCCUUCGCGCUAAAUCUCGUGCACGCGGAGUGAUCGUGUUUGGCUCGGAUCAGGAGGUGGCGCAUUUGAUGAAGGCAGUCGCUAGAGGUAAUGCGACCGGUAUGUUCUCGUGGAUUGGAUCAGACGGCUGGAGCGCCCGUUCACUCGUCUCCGACGGCCAUGAAGCGCAGGUUGAGGGUACUAUCUCGGUACAGCCAAUGGCGCACCCUAUACCAGACUUCGAGAGCUACUUUCUUAACCUCACGGCUCAGGGAAAUAAGCGUAACCCUUGGUUUAUUGAAUAUUGGGAGUACACGUUUAGAUGUCGUUGGCCCAACGGGACUGUAACGCCUUACAACCAGAAAUAUACUUCAACAUGCACAGGACGAGAGAAAUUAUUGGAUCCAUCCGCGACUGGGGGUUUUGAACUCGAACGGCAGUUGCAGUUCGUAUCGGAUGCCGUUUUGGCUUUUGCCUAUGCUAUACGGGACAUGCACGAGGAGCUCUGUGGAGGAAGUCAGGGCUUGUGUCACAAGAUGAAGCCCAUAGAGGGUUCUCAACUGCUCAGCUAUCUCAAGCGGGUCCGCUUCAAUGGUCUAACCAAGGACGAAUUUCGUUUUACGGAAAGCACUUUGGACGGCCCGUCUCGUUACAAUAUUCUGCAUUUUAAACAAACUAAGCCGGGCAUUUUCGAUUGGCUCAAGGUGGGCGAAUAUCGAGAUGGCCGGCUUACGCUCAACAAGAACGAGUUAAAAUUUCGAAUAGAAACCAGCAGCGAUAUGAGUAACAAAAAUCUCAAUGGCACAAGCUCGUCACCGAUAUCCGGUACAACACUAUACACAUCAGCUGAAGAUAGUUGGAGCAGAAAUGGAGGAUUCUUACCGCCCGUAUCAGUUUGCUCCCUGGAGUGCGAGCGUGGCUCGGCGAAAAAAUUCCUCGAGGGCGAAAAAUGUUGUUGGCAGUGUAUGCCGUGUCAAAAGUACGAGGUACUACGUAGUGAAACUGAAUGUGUCGAGUGCGCUAAAGGAACACUGCCGGACCUGGACCAUCAGGUAUGUCUUGAGAUACCAGCGCAGCAUGUGAACCCUGCAUCAAGUUGGGCGACGGGAGCGAUGGCAUUCGCGAGUGCCGGUGUCGUCCUUACCUUCUGUGUGAUUUACGUGUUCAUACGGUACCGUGAUACGCCUGUGGUUCGUGCCUCUGGCCGCGAACUCAGUGCAGUGUUAUUGACCGGAAUCCUUCUUUGCUACAGCGUCACAUUCAUACUCGUGCAGAAACCAACUGAUUUAAUAUGCGGCCUACAGCGCAUUGGAGUCAGUCUCAGCUUUACGAUUGUGUACGCCGCCAUUCUAACAAAGAGUAACAGGAUUGCACGCAUUUUCCGUGCUGGUAAGCGUACCAGCAGACGGCCGUCGUUCAUUUCGCCAAAAUCUCAACUUAUCAUCUGCGCAAUCCUUGUUUCAUUGCAGGUGGUCGUUAUCGUGGUAUGGCUCCUGUUCAUUCCUCCAAGGGCUGUCAAGCAUUAUCCAACGCGUGAACAAAGUCAACUACUCUGUGAAUCCACUCUGGGAAUGGUACAGCAGCGCUACGGUGCAAUGCUCAAGUCAAUGCAAAGGCGACACGUUGAGUGCGCGACGCAAUCCGACGAUCUAGAGCUGUUCGGCGGGACCGGAUAUUCUAGCGGUGUCAUCGACUACGGCAUAUUGGCUAACCAACAAUACCUGCCAGGCGCUAACCAGCAAUUAGGUGCGAACAUAGACGGCCUGGCAGCGAAAUCCUCUACGGCGCUCGCCUCGUGCUGUGCUGCCACCCAGACACCUAAUUGGAAUACGCUGACAAGUAGCAACGAGUCGGUCAAAUCGACAGGGAGCGAUUGCGCAUCGCCGAAUUACAAUCGAUCGUUUCGACACAACCACGGCCCUUCACAGAUGUCUCACAAUGUCUGUGCUAGCGAAAACGUUGCCACGGGAAGCUUUCGACGCCAGUACCAGUCACACCAACAGCAGCCCAGAGAUCUUCAAUACCAGCAGCAAGAUCUGCAACAGCGGGACUUUCGCGGUAGCGGGAUUGGCGGAGAUGGAUCCGUCACCGAGUUGAGCAUAAACGAUACGGGCAGGACGGGUUUUUUGGCCAGGGCGAUCAGUGCCGAUUUGGGCAAGGUCGCAGCGGACGAUAGUAUAGUUCAAGGGCAGGAACCCAAGGAAACCGACCGCUUGCGCACGAUAGCAACUGCUGCCACCGGCGGAGGUAGUGAUGGCGGCGGAUUAUGGAACCGCCACAAUGGUGGUCAGAUCAUCAGUAGUUCGGGGGGAGACGUACAGUUGUAGUAGCAUAGCCCAUGAAUGGCAGAGCCUAGACUAUGUACUUGUUAGGCCUAUUGUAACAGAAACAAGUAUAAUAAGAAUAACAGCAACAAACUAAAGAUAACAUAGAAAUGGCAGAGAUAACGUCCCAGAAAAAAAAAAACGCAUCACUGCGUCUCCCCUGUUAGGCCACGAUAAAGGGCGGAAUGACAACGCCACUAAACACGAUGGCGCAACAUAAAAACAAUAACAAAAGCAAACAUCGUCCGGUUAUUUUUCUUGGUUGAACAAGAACAUAUUUAACAACACUGGGUCACGAUAAUUGUUUUCAAAUGUCCGUCGCCGCGGGUUGCUGAUGAUUAAGAUUGAUGACGGCUAAUUAUAAUUACAUUUUUAGUAGUAAUAAGCAUAACGUCCACAUAAUACAGUGAUAGAGAUGCUAUGGGAAAUUCGCCAGUAUAACUAUAGUAGCGAAACAGAGAGAUAAACGUGAAUGAAGCGAAAACACGAGAAGGAUCGUGACUGAAUUGAUGACGAUAGCGGCGUAGAGAGCUGAAUAACCGUCACAUUAAUUGAAAAUCAUUUGCGCUGCACGUCAUGAUAACGUUAAGCCGGGCAGAAUAUCACAUAUAUUCUCAUGGAUCAUAGAAUAUGCACGGGGCCUUGCGUCGAGCGAGAGCAGGUGCUUACGUGCAAUGUACUGUCCCGACCGAAAUUACAUGGCAUCUUUAAAAUAGCUGCCAAUCACUCGCUGUUUUCUAUACCAAUUUAUCGAUUUACGUCGUGUAUUUCCCUGUCUGUAAAUACGAGAAUAAACAAUUACUUCAAAGGCGCUUUUUCCUUAUGAAUCAAUGGAAGGACAAAGAAGAAUUCGUUGAUUCUUUUCAGCUAUGUCAAGGUGGAGACUGCGAUCUCUCGCUGCUUUUCGCCAACAGUGAACAAACAAGAUACACGAUCUGAGCAAGGGACAGGGGUACGGCCAUUUAUUAACAUAGCAAACAAAAACGCCAGUGAUCGAUGACCAAAGCGGGAUCCCACAUACGGGAUCACGUUGAAUAAUAGAUUUAUUAUUAUAUUAUGACCAUGAUAUUGCUAUUAGAUCUAUAUGAAUAAUGUCGAUAACCAAGUAAUUAGGCAGAUAUAUUACUUCAACCGUAACAACACAUACAGCGAAGAGAACAGAAGGACGAGGUGCAGAAACAACCCGAAAAACAACGUAAUCGACAGCGAUGAACAUACGUAUCGGCUACCGGUGAUGGGAAUCGUUUGACGUCAGAACUAGUGGCUACCAGCGACGCCCACUAAACAAACUGCGGUAUUUUAUUUGCAGUCGUCAUUCAGCGAUCGAAAGGUCAAUACCACCAGUAUAUGAAUAUCAUGUGAUGAAAAUGGUUCCAUUGUCUGCCGAUAAUUUACAAUAUAUUAGGCACUCUUGUCCUUAGAGUUGCUGCCGCCAUUCAUUGAUAUUACUACGACACUAUGAUUGAUCAUUACGCUUGUUAUCAUUACCAUUUUUUUAUCGAACUAGUCACGUAUGGUAACUGCCGUAUGGCCUGAGGUUAAACUAGGGAGUUUUGUUCCACUAUUUUGAAGGGCGACAGUCGUAAAGCGAACGCGUACGCGCAACAGGAGCUAGCCUGAAACGGGCAAAAAGCAACAGAAAAUGGAGCCGGUAAGUCGUGCAGAGAACGCCAUAAGGCGACGUCCGAAGCCAAUGAAUGAGAUGAUUGACUAUUAUACGGUAAGAUUAUAUGGUGCCUACCGUUAACGAAACAUAUAACUUCACAUGCCAGUUUCAGAUGUAACGUUCUCGAAGGAGAUGAGUAUAAUCAGUAGGUAGGUGGCAAGUGUUAUUCGACUAGUGGUUAACCUAAGGUGGAGAAUGGAGGAAUAAGAGUGGAGAACAUCGGGAAGGGGCAAGAAAUAAAUAUACGAUUUUUUUUGGUCUAUUCUCUGAGGAAGAACUGCCGUCAAAGUGGGGUUUGAAACAGAACGUCACCAGGACCAUGGUUGUCAGAUCCAUGGAAUCAGGUUAGAUCUAUAAAUAAAUUUAGGUAAACUAAAACAACACUAACUAACUAAACAAAAUAAUGAUGGCUGAAUGUUAAUCUGUCAUAAGUUUCGCAUAUUAAGCGGACGUUGUUUAGCAUCAUGAGAUAUAAGGGCAAAUAUCGGGAAUGGAUAGAAUAGGAAAGGGUUCGUGCGCUUUCCGACUAAAAAACCUCAAAUUGAAAAAAAAAAUUGAAUAAUACGAUUGGAAAGCUUCAAGGUCAGAUCAACGAUAUGAACAGCAAAAGCAAGAGACAUCUAAUGAUACAAUAACAAUAGUUCGGCUUUUCUACGUUCCCUUCUACCAUACCGCUCCAGACAUAGAUUAUUAUGUCACAUGUACCUAGACGUUACAAGCCGCUGGUUGCAGAUCGUGUCACACGGUGGUCGAACGUAGCCAACGAUACGAACGUCACGGCACAACUGUUUUCGGCAAUUGCGACAAAUGAAACUGGCGAACGAAGUGGCAGACCGCGCGAACGAUCAAUAACUGUAAAAAACAGGCUCAAAAAUGAGAGUCAUAGGACAUGGGCCCGGCAUCAGGCGUGACUGAUCUUAAUUAUGUCAUACUAUUUGAAUGUUAUAACAACUCAUGCAUGUAAGCAGUUGUCUAUCGCCUUCUAGAAGAACUGAUGUAUGUAAAAAUGUAGAUUAAUAAUAGCUGAUUAACUGUUAUUAGGUGUGAAAAAGGCCAAUGAAGGUAAUGAGGAACGAAAAAAAAACAGAACGACAUGGCAAGAUGAAAAGUCCCGACAUAACGAGGGAGUCGUGAACUAUUUUGCUAUUUUUAUAAUAUUAAUAACGCUGAAAAUAACUGAAAAACUAAAGAAGAAAAAAAAAGUGACCAUAUUGUGUUAUGCUAUGCCACACCAAGUUGAAUGCUCGAAAUUUGUUGACAACGGCAACAUAGGGCGACAUUAUCAAGAACAACCGUAUCAAAAAGUUAUUCGGGAAGCAAGGGGCAGUUACAGGGAUAUGCUCACGUCAUCCUCGUACAGCGCCCACAACGAAAUAUACCAUUUAGACAGAACAAAGACGAUGUUAUGUCACAACACAGUUUAGGGUAGAACAGAACAACAAACAGUCAAUAAAGCAGGCGCAUGGGUAGGCCCAUAAGUAAAACUCUUCGAGAUCGAGAAGAGAACAAGGGGUGAAAGAAAAGGGUUUGUAUAAUAAUGAUAAUAAUAGGGAAUCAGGCUGGACGAGGCAGACUCCUAUAAAAUGAUAUACUAGCAUUUUGUCAAGUAUUUAGUAAUUAGUAGUCAAGUAAUUAUUUGUAGAACCCACUAAACAAAACAUUUAUCAAGAUGUUCCGUAUUACUGGAAUAAUAACAGGCCCAUAUCACUGAAUAGGCGUGAAGUUCGAGGAACCUUAGUUUGAAAGCUAAAAAGGCAGAUAUAGUUUCAACGAUAGUAACGAUACUUGCUAUACAAUUAUUUAUAAAGUACAUGUAAAUAGGGAGUUAUUUAAAUAUUACUAUUUACUUGAAGAAUUUACUCUAAGAGUAAAGAUGACAUAAGUAUCAGGCCUGCCAUGACGGUGUCCCGUGAAAGUUUUCAAUAGGUGUUAUUGGCUAUUUUAACAGCUCAUAAUGUCUCUAUAACGCAAUGCUUUAAAUAUAAGAUAAACUAUAAUCUACCUAUGAUUAAGGCAGAGCCAGCGACGAGCUCUCCGUGACCGCUUCCAGAAAUGCGAGUUUCUACUGAUGCAAAGCGUAAAAUGGCGAUGCGGAUCUGAGCUUCUCCGCUAAACUCAGAAGCCGGGCAGAAACUAGUUAGUUAAGCAAACGUUACUUUUUACCUUUAUACUUAUUUCAUAGAAGCGAAAUAACGAUUUUGUAUUUAACUAUGUGAAAAAUUAAUAUUUUGUACUACUUUUAUUUAAAAUAAAAAUGCUAUAAAUACAACAAAAACUGUAACUGCAAGCACCCUUCUUCGACAGAGUAUGAUAACUAUCCAUUUAGGUUCGGAUUAAAGAGAUAUGCGCAAAGACAUAAUUAUACGUCCUUAAACCAUAAACGUUAGAUGAAAUUUUACCCAUAGCAUUUAAAGGUAUUGCUGGGUCUGUUGAGAAUCCUGUGUAUUUCAAGUGAAGAAAAUGACAAAACUAUGUUUUCGACGCGCGGCACGUAUCAGAGCCAAACAAUCUGAUACAUGUACGCACAUAUCCGCUAAGCAAUGACGAUAUCGUAACAAGUUCGACCUGUUCAUAAUUAUUGGAUAUCUUACUAGACUAGCUUUGAUGAACUCUGGCGUAUGUGGACGUGGCACUCUCUUCAGAGAGAGCACAUGCAUAAAAUGACGGAAACAGGCUCUGAAGAUUAACGUUUCCUGAUGGGUCGACCCCCUCCCUCCCUCCCCCCCCACCCACAAUAAGACAAUCUUCACAAAAAAUUUACGACUUGAAGUUCACACCAUCCGAUCUUACGUGUGGAUGAACACUGUUUGAAUGUAGACUUUCAUCGAUAAAAUACAAACAUUUCAGUCAUCUUUCAGUGUUUCUCUUACCUUAAUCAACGUUAUCUCUUCUAACAGCCAACACAAAAACGAGCUCACAGAUUAAGUGGGCAUGUCGAAAGGUCAGUUUGCUGCGAGAGGAGGCACCCGGUGGAGUCUUGGGACAUUUAUUAUGAGGCUGUCACGCGCAAAUAGCCAAGUUCAGUAUGAACCUAUAACCAUAUACCCGGCAGUGUAUAAUAGAAAUAUAUCUAAUCGAGUCUCGUUCAUAUAUCCAGCCUUAGCAGAGAAUGAACUCAAGACAGUUUUGUUGACACCUGUAAUGUAUUAGCCCAUUAUGAAAUCGUCCGACCGUGAAAACAUCUACAUCCGCCAGCUAUGAUACUAAGAAAAAAAAGAAGCUGUUUUCACAAAUAUAUAUGCAAGCAUAGAUUAGCCGAAAAUGCGUCAUGAUAAAAAAAAAAAAAAAGAAAAAAGAAAAGUUUGCCACAAAGUAAAUAAUGGGUUAUUUUGUGGUUUAUCCUGUGUGAAUCUCUUGCUUAACUUCUGUGUAAACGGGCGCGAUUUGUACACCUAUCGAUAUAAUUAAUACACAUACAAUGGAUUAGAGUUUCUAUAGAUUAUUAGUAACUAUCUUCUGCUGCUCGAAGCACAUGUGUUGUGGGUCGUUUGGGCACGACUAGUGGAGAACUUUUACUAACGACGAUGGGUUUUGAUGGUCUUUACAGGAUGCUUAGCACGUAGGGCAACCGUUUCGUUGAUGUUGUUUGCUGUUAUUCUGACGCUCGAUGACUAUAGCGCUUGUCCAUUGCUUUGCUUGUCAUCGAAUUCAAUUCAUGGAUAAUAUGAUCAUCGUUUUAGCUUCAUAAUCGAAUCGAACAUGAGAUAAAUGAAGGUAUCGCUGCGUUCAUGGAUAGCUUAGUAAAUGUUCCACCCUGUUUAAAUAUUGGCAUCCGUGUGGAAAAUACAUAAAUCUGAAUGCAUUAGGUUACCCUAUCCAUAUGGAAAAAAGAUAUUGGUCCUGCUAAAACCUGAAACCGUUUAGUACCACCAGGUUUUUUAGGGUAAAAUCAUCGGAUUCUUGAUGUCGACCCCAGUAUCAACUGAGGAUGAACUUUUGUUUGAUAAAUCUAGGAUUUGAUGAAACAACAGGCAUGUAUAAGUGGUAACUCCGUAUACGAAUACUGUAUGUAUAUAGUGUGACAGGAUAUGACUUACGGACGCGUGGUUACCUACCCAUGAUUACACCUACACCACGACUAGGGUUCCAACUAAUAGUGGAUUUCCUAAAAAUAUUGUUAAUGGCUGUGACAGCAACCGCUUAAGCGGAACAGUUUAUUCGAAGCAUCAUGUCUGUAGUUGCAAAUAGGUCCUACAUAAAUAGUGAAACCAAUGUAUUACGAUUGGGGACACACGGUACAUUAGUUUUUGUUUUGAGGCCACACUGAGUUUAACUGCGGCCGAAAGAUAGGCUCAGACUGCUUUCUAAACCUUAUCUGGUAACGCCGUUCAAAGAAGAAAAAGCUAUCAAUCGCAGUUUACAGCCAUUAUGUGUAAAUUCGCUGACGCCAUCGGAAGUGCGUAGUGGGUGCAGGCCAAGCCCAAAUGCCUUGGUUAAGCAUCUUGAUUUGCCGAACAGGCCGAAUGGGUCGGUAGCUAGGUAACGAUGCAAAUAUUGGCGCGCCGUUUGCCGCGACGCAUCAACGUCUUGAAACGGAAUAGUUCCCUAUUCGCUAGUAGAAGAGAGAAAAGUUAAUUUUUACAGGCCCAGAUAAAUGACGAUUUUCGUUUACGUAGUUGGGCGUUUUGUCUUGGGGCAGACAAGCUCCAGCUGGGCGGGACUUGUGCAGGGCUGGUCUUCACUUGGUAAGCGCGAGAUCACUGCACGAAUGUAUUACGAUAUCGUAAAGCGCAUGUACCAACAACAGUUGACAGACCACUAUGAAUAGUAUUCUUGUGGGUCUGAUAUCCUGAUUCUAGGUGCUUACCAUUCUGUCUCAUCUUGUCCACCUACGAUGUGCGUGGAGCCCGCUGCACUGUCGAUGACGAGCUGGCAUACGAAUGCAAGAACCGAUCAAACGGUAAAAAUUUAACGCAAACCUGUGUACUUCAGUUUACAUAUGUAUAUAUGUACGAACGUACAUGUAAUUAAUGUAUAUAGUAUACAGAGGGACCUGGUGUACGGGAGGAUAGAUGAUAUAGGAGCAACGCUGCGUUCUGUCCGUGUCUUCGGUUGAAACCCAAAGAAAUCGUAAUGCUCGGUUGCAUGUCCUAUGCUAGAUGAAUAGGCAAAACUUAACUGCGUGCUUUUUCUUCGCUGAGCAGUAGAACGACACGCAUAUCGCUCUAACUGGAUUUAGCUAAAGUUCCUGAUAGCUAGUUAUCCCCUCGACUGAUAAUAAUAGUGUUUGGUGAUGCAUUCGUGUCUGUAUUGGCUGACGAUUAGAAGCUUAUGAGUAUGAUUGUUCUUCAGAUAGCCGUGGCUAGGAUAAUCUCUAUAACGGUACUGCUACUGCUACUGCUAGCUUUCUUUAUCGUACACGCCUAUGACGAUAUGUACAGUGUAGCUAAGGUAGUCAGCCAAUUUGAUCGAUCAAUGAAACUCGUCCCGUAUCUUGUAUCCCCAACAAAGCUAUUAUAUAAUUGAAAUAGUAAUAGCAAUAACGCUCGACGGCCCACACUCGACUGGAGAUUUCCUACGUGUAGAUACAUGUUUCAGUAUAGAAAUUAUCGUAUAACUUUAUAUAGGCGUAGGCAUGUAUCUGUAUACAUCUGUAGUAAUGAUUGUACACGUAUGUAAACUUGUGUACCCCAGAGAUAGUGAUGAUAACACUAUGAAGAGCCAAAUAGCACAGCAACAACAAUAACAACAACAACAACAACAGCAACAACAAUAACAACAAUAAACAUUAAGUAACUAACAAUGAACUGAUCAAUAACCGUGCGCGUAUCUACCUUGAUAAGAACUAAUAUAAUAAUAAUGUCAUUCAGAAAUAACUGUGCCAGCUAGGUUGCUGUUCCUUCGUUACGAGCAACAGCACCGCGAACAGAUUUGGCACCUUGCUAAAGAUGACAUUGCAUAGUCGAACAUGGUAAAUAAUCUGUACAUACUGUGUCUAUUGCAAAUAUUAUUACCUACUACUACUGCUGCUGCUGCUGCUAGUACUUUCUGAUACUUUUUUGUUUUUCUUUUUGCGCCUCUACUAGUAUACGAUUUGUGUGGGAGCAUUUGAACAGCUCGCUGGGUGCCAAGUUCCGCAGUCAAACUGAUCCGUAUAGAUUCACAUAAACAACAACGAUCUGGCGAAGCCGUACUCUGUAAAGAUAAAAAUGUCCUCAGGCCAGACGUCGAGUAACUUUGCAUGAAACACGCUUUGCUACAUCUGACGCUCGAACACAGUGUUUCCAACUUGGUUUCGUCGCCUUUUUAACGCUACCAACGUGGCAAAAUGAAUAAAAACUGCGUCUCAUGCAUAAACAAUCGAUUAUGAACGCGACCAGUUAUUCUCUUAUCUCUUAUAUAUCUGUCCUUAACUUGUCACAACCUAAUUACAUAGUCACAAUCAAACGACUUACCCACGUUUUGAAGUUCCCAAAAAACAACGACAAAACGCAAACUACACGCUGCUUGUAUACAAACGCAAUUUUUUCAUUCUUCCUACACACGACUUUUUGAUACUUUUUUUUUUUUAGCAAUUUCUUUUUCAAUUCCACCAGCGGUAACCAAACAUGCAGAACUUCGUAAGAAUGGAAAAUCCAUUCGAACUGCACGUACCGUUCCUGCCCAACAGUGGUAUUUUUCGUCCUUAUGAAAACGUUUGUUGAAGUUCAUCAUGCCUUUGUACGACUAAUGAGCACAACAAUGACAACAGCAACAAAGACCUAAACUAUGUCAGAGCAGAACGAACCAGUCGAAGGCCGGCACUCGCUUAGUUGAGUCCGAGUCCUUGCCGCUAGAGCCUAAGUAACCACUACAGUAAAUGGGAAUUGAUGAAAAUAGGUACAUAGAGAAAACACUGGCAACGAAUCCAUUAAGUUCCAACUCGUGCCCGCUGUUAAACUGCUGGUUAACACCCGUCAUUAACGAUACGAGCAAAUUGGCCAUUGACACGUGGAGGAGUACCACUAUUUUGUCUUCUCGUUGUUUACCACUGUUUAUAUUGGGUUACUGUUGAGCUGAACGUUUCGGAAGGUAACGUAUAACACAGUACACGUUAAGUAGAAAAAAAUCCUAAAAAAAUAAUACAAGACACGAUAAAAUACCAGAUUUAUGUCUUAUGGGGCAACCGGCUUAGAGUUAACAGAACGAUUAACUUUCCCUCUUUUUUUUUUUAGCUAAACUGCUACUUAGCCUUUGGUUAACCCUAAAGGACAUGUUUGUUGGUACGGUGCUGGUAGACAUCCUACAUUAAGAGUAAAUAUCCUCACAUUGUGUACUUUCAAACUGAACAAAAACUUGUCGGCUGGUUUUCGGAUAGUACAAAUCAACACACGCUAACACACACGCACACACACACACUCACACAAACACACAAAACUCCGUUUGAAAAAGCAAAAGUCUUGAAAGACACGAAACGUGAGAAAUUAUGAUAUAUAAAAUUUAUCGAACAUCAUAUAUGUAUGUAUGAGAUGAUAGGUUUUCCGUGGAGAUGUCGUGGGAAUAUAAGCGUAAAAUAGGAUCUUGUGUUAUUGAAUUAGUCCGGGUUACUCUUUAAGUAGAAACUGAUGGCCAAUUAGUCUCUGCUUAAUUUUUACGUGAUUGCCAUAACAGGUUGUAAACAGUCUAGCCUCCGACCUACCAUCCAGAUUUUUUCAGCUACAUUUUCGGCCGGGGGGCGGGGGGUGGGUACUAGAGAAAAUAGACGUUAUUUUUGCUCCACUGGUUAACGUAAAUUCAUUCAGGAAACGAAUUACAGCACUUUUACCUGUUGCAUUUACCAAAUCUUUAAGAUCUCUGGUAGAACGUGUGGUAGUGUUUUCCCUUAAAAAACGAUAACCGCAUGGACCCACAAAAGUACACAUUUAAAAAGCUAUAUAUAUAUAUAUAUAUAUAUAUAUAUAUAUAUAUAUAAUAUAUGUUUUGCAUAUAUUCAUCGGAAUACGCUCCAUGGUAGAGUCAAAUUCUUAUUGAUCUCCCAAUAUGCUAUAUUACUAACGUUAUAUAUAUCUCUUUGUAAUUUUAACUUAGACCAUAAUCAUGUUUAGGUAAGAAAAGCAGUCUGUCUUGAACCAGUCGUCCCUAACCGUGGACCCUUCCGUCGCUCCGAAGAUAUACUUUUAGAUGAAUUUGGUAAUGUUAUUCUUGCGGCUGAUUUUCAUCUUCUCAAUCAACCUAUUACCUGCGUAAAUAGGCUAGUCUCUUUUGAAGACAUCAUACAUAUUUAAUAUAUAUAUACAGUAACACGUUCAUGUCGCUGGUUGCUGCGCCACAACCCGUUCAGGAUACGCUAAAGGUCAACGAGAAAAAAGGCUCAUAGGACCCUGACACUAAUAAAUAUGACUGACAAUGGUAGGUGACGAUUGCGUCGAAUGAGCAGGACCGAUUACUAAUACCAGCAGAUAGAUAUAUAAAAUAUAAUUAGUAUGUGUAAAUGUCUAAUUAUGCUACCAAUCGAUGUAUUUAGACAUAGCUACUUUCGUAUGAUAAGUAACUUUGUUAGUGUGAUUACUAUUGUUAUCGUAUGAUACAUAUUUUUACGGUCAAAAUGAUCAAUCUAACAAUAUAGAUCACUACCACAUAUUGUAAUGGCAGAAAAAAAGAAAAACGCUAAAAUCUUAUCCGAACAGCGUGUUGGAGCGUCCUGAGAUAAACAUAUUAAGAUAGUAAUGAUACAUGCCCAGUAUGAAAUCGGUGGCACUUAUAUCCGUAAAAAUAUAUGCUAAUGUCUCUAUACAUAUAUAAGAAGAGUGAUAAUUCGACCACGUAUUACUCACCCUAAGACUGGUCUGUCUGAGUCGGUGUACAAGACUAACGAAUGGCGUACGAACGCGGACCCGGCUCUAACUCUAAGCGUAUGGGUUAUUUAUCAAGUAUAAUGGCUGGAAUAGCAAAAGACUGCAUAGUGUGAUAACAAUGGGCCUUCUAUAACGUUUCGUACGUAUGCGCCAUGCAACGAACCGAAUGGAUUCCAUACAUCCAAGUGAAUGGAAAUACUUGAGCUAAUUGAAUCAAUUGGCUCAUACGGAAUGACAGUACGUUUAGCCUGCGUUCGUUCGUAGAUCUGACUGAUCCAGCCCCGGCUUUGAGAAAAGGUUAUCGAUACGGUACCGAUAUACACGCUGCGUCGUGAAGGGGGCAGGGGCCAUAGAGGCGUGACUGAUAAGAAAUUAGGUGUUAGACCAAUACACCGUCGAGUGGCUAACGUACGUGACUCAUGAAGGCAGCCUGUAGCGAAUGGGAGAAGGACAACAGCGGCGACCGAUUGCCGCCAGUGUGAUCAAUCAGUGAAAACCUACGAUACUGUAGAUGUGUUAAGUGAACUCGAAACACCGUCAAAUGCAACAAGGUGCUUCGCUCUGCAUAAACAGAAACACUCAUUAGGUAUCGGGAACGGGGCAAGCGUAGUGGAAACAGACGGCAGGGGAGCAGGAGAAUGGAUGCAUGUGACAGGUGUGAGAACUCUCAUAACUGCAACGCGAAUGACCAAAACAUAACACGGGUCCAGCACUACGGAGACGCAUCCAUUUGAAACUGAAUAUAUAUAUAUAUAUAUAUAUAUAUAUAUACACUGUGUAGAAAUACAGAUGAUCGCUUUGCUUCACUUCGCAGUGGGGUAAAAAAGACGCGACGAGUUGUUCCGAGCUUUGCUGUUUGACUAUUUUCACUUUCAUGUAAUGAUUGUAAUAUUUACACUGACAUAUAUAUCGAAGGUUUGUCGCCUCGAAGGCUACGACUCUUCUAUAAAGAAGCAGUAUCAUUUUUUCUCUCGAGAUACUGUUACUAUACAAACAUUUGUGGUUCUACCAUUCAUGAACGUACUCGUUUCUAAUUAUACGUGAACUGUUUAUGCGACUGUGCGACCUAGUAAUUAAUGAACAAUUCGACUAUCGGAAGAGGCAAAUGUGCUGCUAUAUACCUCACGCGUGUGCAUAUGCGUAAUCACGAAGUUGAGUCUGCUCAUAACUUUCUGGCUUCAUGCGACAUCAUUUACUGCUGACCGAUCAGCGAAUUGUUGAAUGCUGUGGGUCAUCUAUUUCAACCGAUUCAAGCCAGACGGACGUAGAACGAUGCACAUACGCAUUAACUUCGCUCGAUCUAACACAGCAAUGGCCAUGCCGUAAACAACGACCAUAACAGAGCUUUGGACAGAUGACGUAGGUCCGGAAGAGGUACGUGAGACAUACUGCUUAAGCUUCCCGUCGCGUUGACAAUAACUAGGGAAAAAAAACUAGUGUCUAUUAGGGUUAAUUAACUGAACAAUGUUAUCAGUCAAAACCAGUAUAAAUCAGAUAUCAUAAUCGUAUCGUUACACAGGUCGGUAUGACCAACAAACAUAGUAGAAGAACGGAAAAACAUCAACGCGGCAAUAUCGAUCCGACUGGGCACAUCUGCAGCGGAUCAACUGUCGUUAAACUAUACGUUCAGGGCCGAAUAGAAGUCAGUAUGUUAUCUGCGUUUUCGGCAAGAUCUGAUCCGCCAAUGUAUGCACUCUCUGUCGUUAUUGAGUAUGUCAAUUAGCAAGAGAUAAAAAUGAGGGAAAGCAAAAAAAUGCUCAUUCGGAUAUAAGGCAGGCGCAGUUGUAUCGUAGAAACAACUGCUUAGAGAAUAAUGACGACGGCAGAAAUCGUUGACUGAAUUGGGAUCAAAGUAGUUCUGCUUGGGGAGACGCCAUUAACAUCGUUACUUUGCUAUUAUAACAAACUAUGCAACGAUCGGACAGGGCCAUAGUAAAUACACCGGGGAAAAUUUUGAACAAAUUACGGAUAUGUGUGUUAUCGUUCGUUGUUACCUGGGGGCAAGGGGCGAUUCGUUCUUGUAGAAGAAAUAGAGCUCACCUGUUUUUUUGUUGUUGUUGUUGUUGUUAGCUAGCAAAGAUACCGAUAAGCCCAAAUUCAUAUUGACUGUGACGAUGGGGAAGUUUUUCAACCUCACGCAUGCCGUAGAAACCGCGAAAGCGCAUGCGGAAUGCAUUACUUGACGAAGCUACUAUACACAGCGACAGAUCGAGCCGGCUUUGGAAACAGUACAGGUAGUAGCUCCUAGUGACGUUGUUGAAGAUAACCGCCAACAAUUCGUCGAUUUGGAAAAUUCAUUUGGGAGCCCGUUAUCGAAAACAGCCUAAGACUGGAGCAGGACGACGACUCUGAUUAGAUUGAAUGAGGUUAUUGGAACUGAAGUAGCGAGGGGUAGUUGUACACCAGGAAAGAGAAAGACCAAAUCGAUCCUCUAUCACGAUCUCUCUACCGAGAUAUCAAUACACUGGGAUAUAUAUGAACACACAACGAAUCAACUGUCCACUUCCACGUAUGAUAUGUAUGAAUACACACAAAUAUACACAAAAUUGGCAUAUUUGUGCACGCGCAUAUAAAUACUAUUAUUAACAAUACAUAUAUGGCGACGAUAAUGUUUUUGUAAUCGGACAAUUACUAAUUCGAUGGUAACAAGAAAAAUGACGCAUGUUAUAAUAUAACGAUUAAGUAAUAAAUGAUGACCAUGAUGAUACAACAACAGUGACUGUUACGAAAAUGAAAAUCAUGACGACGACGAUGAUGAUGAUGAGAAAGAUGAAAACAGAAAGAGGAUUGUACGAUAUAAUAAUAUUUGAACACGCGCGGUCGACGGAUACAGUUGUACAAAAUGUUUAUUGUGUUAUUAAACGAGCGAUAGAUGGCAAAACAUAUGGACAUAAAACUAAUAUCAAAAAUAAUAAUUACGCUAAGAUAACACGCAGAAUGUUAUGGAUUAUGAUAAUAAAUAAAUGAAAUUUCGUUUGUGAUAUUGAACCUCGUUUGUGUUACAGUAAGUAGAGAUGUCAA